UUUUUCCCCAUCCCUUUAACGGAUUCCUGCCAAAUCAGAGCGGCUGGUGCUGGCAGGGCCGGGCUGCCACCGCCGGCAAAGAUGCCCGCGGUCUCUGUCCUUUACAAGGGAGCCAUCAUCAUCAGCAGGACACUCAUGGGACCAUAUGGGAUGGAUCGAGCUGUGCACUGCUUCGACUUCUACGAGUGUGCAAACGGGCUGGGCAUUAAGGUCAUCGGUGGCAUCAAGGAGCUCACUGGAGAGGAAUAUGGAGUUUAUGUCAAGAGGAUCCUUCCAGGGGGUGUUGCUUAUGCGGAUGGGCGCCUGCAGCCAGGAGACCAGAUCCUGGAGGUCAAUGGAGAUUCCCUAAUUGGGGUUACAAGUGAGAGGGCCGUGGACAUCCUGAGGACGGCGUCGGCCACCAGCCACAUGCGCCUUCUGAUAGCCCGUGAUGACGAUGCCAGGAGAGAGUUCUCUGAGCUGCUGGAGAAGUUUGGCUCCCAGAGCAACACGGGCUCAGCGCGGAGCUCACCGAUCCUGCACGGCGGCAGUCGAUACCUGGAGAGCACCUCCUCAGGCUCAUCCUCGCGCUCCCAGAGCCCGCUGCUGCUGAGCCCUGCCAGCUCCCACGGCCCCUUCCUCGGGAGCCUGGCGCACGCUCCUCACGCACACUACUCCAUUGACUCUGGGAUCCAGAGCAUUUCUAUAGCAAACUCCUCUGGCUUGGGGCUGACAAUCAGUGGUGGAUCCAACAGGCCUGAUGGACCCAUGAUUUAUGUGCAAGAGCUUCUGCCAGAUGGGGACUGUUACAAAGAUGGCCGGCUCCGACCUGGAGACCAACUCAUCGCUAUCAACAGAGAUUCUCUGGUGGGCAGCACACAUGAGGAGGCCAGAAAAAUAAUUGAAAAAGCCAAAUUCAGACACGAGGGAAGCACAGAAGUGGCCUUUAUUCCUGGGAGGGGACGGUUACAUCCGGGACUGUCAGUUCACAACAACAUCCCAUCCCCGCCUCCAAAGGCUGUGGGAAAUGGCCUGAGCUCCUGCAGGCUGAAGGUCCACGUGAGGUCCCCAGAGAAUAGGCGUGAAAACCCUUUUCCUGUGCCUUCUUUAUCACCGGACAUUUGCCCACCAGAGCUUACGGUCUCAGCACCUGCUUCUGCUUCUAACUACAAAGCAGCUUCAGGCACCAAACCUAAAGUAGCACUGGAUCCCCAUAUCCGGCUCAAGGAUGGAAAACUGGAACUGGUUCUGCAGUAUCUUGGUCUGGAUGUGACUGAGGAGAAGAAGAGGCAGCUCCGACAAAGCCUGACCACGGACUCGCAGGGGACUGUGGCCUACGGAGAUGUUCUCCAAGCACUCAGGGAUCUGAUGCAGGAGGAGUUGGAUGAGGCUGGUCUGGAUUCCAGCUCUGUGCUCUUCACUCAACAUGAAGUGGCCAAUUUGCUGGAUACAUCAGCUUUUCACUCCCCGACUUUUGACUCUCUCAACUGCAAUGGCAGCGAGGACCUGGAGCAGCUGCAGCUGGAGAUGAGGGAUCUGCGGCACGAAGUCCGCAGGCUGAAGUCUCUCCUGAGAGAAGUGGAGAGCAGCAAGAAGUUGAUGGAGGAUGAGCUCCAGAGGCUGAACCAAAAGGCGCUGGGGUUCCUGUCAGAGAACCGGACCCUACACAGCAAACUGCAGAUGGCUGAGGUGGUGCAGAGACAGGCUCACAGCGCAGAGCAGGACUACGAGGAAGUGAUCCACCUGCUGGAGGCUGAAAUUGCAGAACUGAAGAUGCAGCUGGCAGGGAAAAAAGCAAAGCACGUCUCUGAAAUAGAGGAGGACAUCCUGGAGCUGAAGAGGCAGCUGUCCCUGGCUGAUGGCCAGCUACGAAAAUCCGAAGUGUCACGGAAGCGCCUGGAGAUCUGCAAUAGGAAGCUGCUCCUGUUUGUGCAGAACAUUCACAAGGUCCUGAGCACACACAGUCAUUUACCAGAUGAGAAAAGCGUCAACCAUGAAACAGAAGAGGAUAAAACAGAUGCAGUCUCAGACACAUCUCUUCCAUCUUCAGAUCUUGUUGACCUUUUGCUAUCAGAAGCUAAAGAACUGUUAGCACCAAUGCUCUCCAACAAGGACGCUCUGCCAUGGGACAGGGACCAGUGCCUGCCUGCUGAAGGAAUCCCAAAUUACAAGGACCACCUUCAUCAGAAGACCACGUGGCCCCCUCCUGCAGGCCAGACCAAGAGUGACCAACCACAGUCACCAAGCCCAACAGAACUGCCUAAGAAGCCAACAUAAAUAUCCCAUGGCUUGGUGGUGCUCCCAAGCACGGCCACCCAUGCCAUGGGAGAAGGGAAAGACACCCCCAGGCACCUCAGCUUCCAGGCCAAGCAGACUGAGAACAAGCUUUCUGACACAAGACUAAUUCUUCCUAACUAUCCAAGACUUUUUCAGCCACCUCCCUUGCGUGUCUACCUCUGAGUUACCAUACAAGGCUUUUUGCUCAUGGUUUUGCAGCUUUAUAGGAAAAAUAUUCUCAAGAGGCUACAGAGGCCUGGAUUUCAGUGGCAGCCUUUUAGAGCUUGUAUUCUGGGUAGCAUGAAUGUACCUGAGGGACUCAGGGGUCUCCAACAGAUCCCUUUUGGUAUUUCAGAUGAAAAACCAAAGUCUAUUUAGUGGCUGUAAUCAAAGCAGCUUAAUCUGUAGUGUCCUAGCUGUCUUGGGGUAGGUAAUUCUCUUUUUAUUCUUUUUGUAUAGCUUAUCCCAGCUGCAGUGCUUGAAGGGGGAAGCAGCACCUCAGCAGUUGUUGGCCAGAGUGCAGGACGGCCAGCAGGGUGCUCCGGUCACAGCGUGGACACCGAGACCUCCCUGGAAUGUGGGGCAGGACAUGGUGGGCAUAGUGAACAUAGCUCAGGAAAGGUCCCUGGUGUCACUGGGAAAUGAGAUCCACACGGUGCAAGACUGAGACAGCAAUGAAUGGGGAUCAGAUCUGAGAUGGGCAGAGGUCUGGAAAAUAAAAUGGAAACGCUUCUCACAAGGAGUUUGCUCUCUGGGUUCUGAUUGCAGCUGCUGCGUUCAGCGUCUCACAGACAAAGACACAGCUUGAGACCAUUUUUCCUCCCUCUUAUUUUGGCAGCUCCUGGGGUGAUGCAUUGAGAAGUUGCAGGAAAAUGGGGUACAAUCUGGCUUUUACAAAUAAUUUGUUAAGAUUACUUCAAAUCUUCUUUGUGAGGGUUCAAAGCGUGUGGAUCCUUUAUUGUCUAAAUUAAAGGCUGAGGAAAAAUCAUGACCCUCACCAGUAUCUCUUGCACUCGAGGUAUCACUGCACUGCUAAACCAGCAACUGUGUGGUGAAUAUAUCAAAUAAAUAACCAGACUGAAAUUUUGGGUAAGCUUAAUUUCAUAGCUUGGGGUAAAUUAAAUCUUGGGAGUGCAUACCUCAGAAUAUAAAUUAAAGGACUUCUUUUAAAAGGAGAUAUACUUUUGGACUGCUUACAAGGAAUAUUCCCAGGAAGAAGAAAAUAUUCAUCUUGGGAUACCCUGUGUUUAAUAGCUCAUUCCCCAAUGCUCUCUGCUGUGAUGGAAUGAUAGCAAAUCCUGGUGUUACCUGUGGGUUUGGCCCUAGAGCUCUGUUCUCAUCUCCUGUAUUACACAGACAGGAGGUACACAAAGCAAAAUCCAGUAUCUCCAGUCUGGUGUACCCUGACUGUGGAAAAACACCUCCAGUUCCCCUGGGGUUACCCAGCAGAUCCCAAUCUGCUCCUGGCAGAUGCUUUUCUCCAAAAGCAUUUGGCUGGAGGUGGCAUCCUAGGGAGAUGUCUCCAGCCACUGCUUGUCACACUGGUCAGGGAACAGCACAGACAGGAUUUUGUGAAGGAGCAGGUCUUGGGCUGUGUUAUUUCAUAUACCCCAUGCCACUUGAGACACUUGGGAGAAAAGGAGAAAGUUAUGGGGAAAACACACCUGUUUAGGUUGCACUUAAUCAGCUAGAAAAUCAACAAUCUGUUGUGGAAAUCAACACAAGUUUCAACACCACCUCUGACAAUCAUGGAAUACUUUUCUCAAAAUACAAGUAUUGAGCUCCACCUCCUUGAGUGCUGGAAAGGCACAGACCACUGACCCAGCAGGGACCAGUCAUCUGGUCUGAAAGAGAAAUUUGAUGCUGCUUCCACAGUCUGUAUUAUUCAAUAGAUCUCUAUUUUAACAUCCCAAGAAAGGAGAUUUUGUAUUAGAGCAUCACAGUGGGUGAGGGUUUGGAUGAGAUAACCACUGUGCAGUUGGUGCUGGCACCUGGCAAGGGGUGGAAACAAGGGGAUGCUGUCCCAAGUAUUUGGGGCCUCCUGAGCUGUCUAUUUCCAAAAGAGCUGUGAAGUUCUUAACCUUUUAAAUAGCCCAAAUAGCUCUUUGCUCUCAGCUUACUGACAGCCCCUCUGGAAAGGAAAUCCUCCAUGUUCCCAUCAGCCACUGGAGAGCCUCACAUCAAACAAGGAUCAAGCAUUGCAUGCUUCCCAAAGCUUUCAUGUUUCUCAGCUGAUGUCCAAUAUUUCCUUUGAAUUUACCAUAUUCCUUUUGCCUUUGCUCCUAGCCCAGCAGACUUCCCUCUCUCUGUGAACCCCGUUGUUCCUAACGCCACCUCUGCUAAGUUCUGAUGAGAGCUGUGCUCCUGGAGGUGAUGCUGAUUUUGGUGACCCAGAAUAACAAACCUGUGUCAGGCUUUACUCCCAGGCAAGGGGAAUCAGGCAGAACUCAGCAAGGCAAGGGGUGACAUCUCCUCAGAGAGCUACCGAGAAGCAUAAGGGGAAAUGCAUGAAGGAACAAACAGCACAGAAAGAGAAGUUAUUUAAAUAGGAUGUUCUUCAUUCACACAAAGCCUGUCUAGCACUCUGCAAGAGAGCUGAAUUCUUUGGAUUAAUUUGCAAUACUUUUGGCUUGCUUGUUAGGUUGUGGAGAUGUGCUGCUGUCGCAAUGUGCUGUGUUUGUCUCAGAGAAUCUGCCUCAAAGGGUAUCAGAAUGACUGUACAGAAAUGAGGAGGAGUAUUUGUGAUAAAAAUGAGACCUGAAUGAUAUUAGAUCUUCCUGAGUGGCCAGAUCCUAAGGGGAU
Messenger RNA from Cyanistes caeruleus (blue tit), 5058 nucleotides. RefSeq names its product syntaxin-binding protein 4-like. The record is from RefSeq and is a predicted model, not a curated record. Lineage: Eukaryota; Metazoa; Chordata; Aves; Passeriformes; Paridae. Gene Ontology annotation, molecular function: protein binding.